AUGGGAUCUGCUGGGGUACAGAUUGUAUGUGUGGCCCUUGGGGUCCUGGGCCUGAUCGGGGGAAUUGUGUGCUGUGCCAUCCCAAGGUGGAAAGUGUUAUCAUUUACAGGACAGAACAUCGUAACGGCACAGGAAACUGAAGAGGGCCUGUGGAUGACCUGUGUGGUGCAGAGUACGGGCCAGCAGCAGUGUAAGAGCUAUGAGUCCCUGCUGGUCCUGCCAUCUGACCUGCAGGCGUCCCGCGCCAUGACCAUCAUCAGCUGCAUGGUCGCCUCCCUGGCCAUCCUCAUCUUGUUCGCCGGCGCCGACUUCACCACCUGCGUGGAGAAUGAGGACAUCAAGCCCAAGAUCAGCCUUGUGGCCGGGAUCGCCCUGUUGGUGUCUGGCCUCCUCCUCAUCAUCCCUGUCAGCUGGUCCGCCCACAACACCAUCAGAAACUUCUACAACCCCCUUGUGGCCCAGAAGAUGGAGCUGGGAACCUGUAUCUUUAUUGGCUGGGCUGCUGGGGUGCUGCUGAUUCUGGCUGGAGGCCUGCUCAUGUGCUUCAGCAGAGCCAAAUCUGGCAGCUCGGGAGGAACCGCCAAGUACUACGGCAACAGCGCUUCAGCCCCCGCCGCCAACAAGAACUACGUCUAG
Salvelinus namaycush (lake trout) is the source of this 636-nucleotide messenger RNA. Its product is annotated as claudin-4-like. NCBI's taxonomy places the organism in Eukaryota, Metazoa, Chordata, Actinopteri, Salmoniformes, Salmonidae. Gene Ontology annotation, biological process: bicellular tight junction assembly; cell adhesion. The coding region runs from base 1 to 636 and encodes 211 amino acids. Gene Ontology annotation, molecular function: structural molecule activity. The record is from RefSeq and is a predicted model, not a curated record. Gene Ontology annotation, cellular component: plasma membrane; bicellular tight junction. The transcript is spliced from 2 exons.